AUGGCUCUCUACCACCACCACCACCUGCCCCCCCCGCUGCUCUACCUGUACGGCCGGGACGCCGCCCUGAGCCUCGUGCCCGGCCACGAGCCCGCGCACAAGCCGCCCUACAGCUACAUCGCGCUCAUCGCCAUGGCCAUCAAGAGCGCCCACGAGCAGCGCGCCACCCUCAGCGGCAUCUACCGGUUCAUCAUGGAGCAGUUCCCGUUCUACCGGGACAACAAGCAGGGCUGGCAGAACUCCAUCCGGCACAACCUGUCCCUCAACGACUGCUUCAUCAAGGUCCCCAGGGAGAAGGGCCGGCCCGGGAAGGGAUCCUACUGGACCCUGGACACCCGCUGCCUGGACAUGUUCGAGAACGGCAACUACCGGCGGAGGAAGAGGAAGGCCAAAGGUCACCAGGAGGCUGUGGAGUCCAGGGCCACUGGACACAAGCGCACCAGGGGCCCGGGACCACCGGCUCCAGCCAGGCAGGAGGCGGAGAGGACAGAGACACAAGAGGACACCGGGUCUGGUCCCGUGCUAAGACUGAAGGUUCUCCCGGGUUCAUCCACCGAGAGGCGGCCUGGUCCUGGUCCUGGUCCUGGUCCGGGUCCCGGUCCGGGUCCAAGGCGCGCGUCCCUGUGGAUGGACGGCGCGUCCUUCCGCUGGGACCUGGAGGACAGAAGGUUCGCGUGCAGCGGGACAGACAGAGACAGAGGGGGGGGCACCAGCUGGUCUGCACCGGGUCCGGAGGGUCCGAAGCGAGCCGUUCCGAGCCGGGACAAAUCGAAAGGGUUCAGCAUCGACAGCAUCUUAUCCAGAAGCGACGGAGACGGGCGCGGCCGCCUCCCCGGGUUCCCCGUGGGCCCGCGCCUGGAGAGCCCGGCGUUCGACCCGGCUCUGCUGCUCGGGGCUCGACCUCCUGACCUGCACCACGUGGGGUUCCCUCUCUCCUCCUACCUGUCACUCACAUACCCGGACAGACUCCUGCAUUUCAAAUGAGCUCCGACAUGGAGCCAGACUGGGUUUUUUACGCACGGACCUGGAGGAUGUUUAAAGCUUCACAUGCUUCGUCCCGUUGAGA
Molecule: messenger RNA, 1066 nt
Organism: Limanda limanda (common dab)
Lineage: Eukaryota; Metazoa; Chordata; Actinopteri; Pleuronectiformes; Pleuronectidae
Gene: foxl1
Product: forkhead box L1
Exons: 2
Coding region: 1-984 (327 amino acids)
Biological process (GO): anatomical structure morphogenesis; cell differentiation; regulation of transcription by RNA polymerase II
Molecular function (GO): RNA polymerase II cis-regulatory region sequence-specific DNA binding; DNA-binding transcription factor activity, RNA polymerase II-specific
Source: RefSeq, a predicted model, not a curated record